AUGAACACUAGACUGAAUUUACUUUUCGAAUCACAGACACAGUUGUGGAGUAAUGUGGUAGCUACUGUUUCCUUACAACCUGGACAAGAAAUACGGCAAGUAGAGAAUACCGGCAGAAAAGGGCAGGGACAUAGCCCACAAAUGAAGCAGCAAGAUAAUAUGGUCAUUUUUAAUACCCAGGAACCGAAUCGAAUGAUGCAUGUGCCACAUUCAUCAGAAGUGGGGGUUCGUGAACAGGAUGCGGUUACAGGUACUGUGCAAGCUGCUUUGGCUUUUAAUUCUAAACAGCAGGAAUGUUUCACCCGUACUAACGGUGCUACUAGUACGGCUCGUACAGCAGGAUUGAAUCAGAACAGUGACGUUUUAAUCACAGAAUGCAGAGCAAGGGAUUUUGUGAAUAAUGCUAACAAUGGUAAUAACAAUGGUAGUAAUGUUAACGUUAAUAAUGGUAGUAACGUUAAUGAGCUGCAAUCUUCCACAACUAAUGCAAAUACCAUGUUAAGGUUAGCAGAUCAAAUCCCAGAUUUGAAAAACUGGCUAACAAUGUCUAUAGGUUUAAAAAGAUCUGAACCAUUACAUAGGGAUGCAUUAAGUGAACAUGAUAAUAUGCUGGAAUUGUCCCAUUUAUUAAAUGAACUCGAUAGUAAAAUGUUGAAAUAUAAAAAAUUAAAUCUUGAAAUUGAAUAUUUCGAAGAAUGCAUUGGAGCAGAAAUAGUACCUAAGGGUUUGAGAACUUGGCGCUACCCUACGGGUUUAGAAGCUAACUCUGAUUUUCACAAAGAUUUGAUUAAGUUGUUCAACCUACAUGGUCUCCAGUUGAUGCAAGUAAUGAUUAAGCAUUAUUCUAGUUUAGCUAAAGAGUUGAAGGACAACAUAGAAAAACUUGAUGAAACUAUCAAACAGCAUAAGGACUACUCUAGAUACACAUUUGAUUAUUUGAGAUGCUUUCAGAGCAUAGAGAAACAUAUCGAUAAAAUGAGAUCGAUCAAAUUGAAGAAGUUGGAUAGGGAUAGAAAACAUUACAAAGAAGGCGUGGCAUUUCCAUCGCCGCCUCGGUCACAAUUAAGUAUGAAUGUACAGGAUGUAAACAAUGGAAACAACUAUCCAAAUAAUCACAAUCGAUAUGAAACAUCACAGCAAGAUAAUCAAUUGUACGAUUCAGUUUCGCUUUCUCCCGUAAACAACCAACAUGAUACGGCUGAUAAUAAUCAGGUGAGAAGAAGUGAGAGAAUAAAGGAAAGAAAUAAUGUACCUAAUGGAGGGUCCUUCAGUAAUGAAGGAUCGAACACCACAAAUCAGGUUUUUCCCAAGAGAAACCAGAGGGGCCAAUGGAACAACAAGAAGAAAAAUCGGAACAACAGGAGAUGA
Protopterus annectens (West African lungfish) is the source of this 1368-nucleotide messenger RNA. RefSeq names its product probable basic-leucine zipper transcription factor E. The coding region runs from base 1 to 1368 and encodes 455 amino acids. The transcript has a single exon. The record is from RefSeq and is a predicted model, not a curated record. Lineage: Eukaryota; Metazoa; Chordata; Ceratodontiformes; Protopteridae.